Messenger RNA from Microcebus murinus (gray mouse lemur), 261 nucleotides. NCBI's taxonomy places the organism in Eukaryota, Metazoa, Chordata, Mammalia, Primates, Cheirogaleidae. The record is from RefSeq and is a predicted model, not a curated record.
AUGCGCGACGACGGCCAUAGGCCCUCGGGAGCCAGAGGAGCCCCUGAAGCACCUGGAAGCUGGGAAAUGGACUCAGUGACCUUUGAAGAUGUGGCUGUGACCUUCACUUGGGAAGAGUGGGCUUUGCUAGGUUCUUCACAGAAGAAUCUUUACAGAGAUGUGAUGCAGGAAACCUUCAGGAACCUGGCCUAUGUAGGAAUAAAAUGGGAAGACCAGAAUAUUGAAGAUGAGUACAAAAAUCCCAGGAGAAAUCUAAGGUAA